GAGAACAGACAUGGCUAGUAGCGCGUCCAGUGAGAGUCUGCAAGCCCUGGGGCGCUGCCCUUUUAAGGAGCCCUGACACCGGCUUAAGUCCCAGGGCCAGAGAGCAACAGCAAGGACGAGGUGCAGCCGUCAUGUCUCUACAGGCUGACUUCGACAAGAUUUCAGCAGACGUGAGAAAGCUGAAAGCAAGGCCAGAUGAUGAAGAGCUUAAAGAACUCUAUGGACUCUACAAACAGUCCAUCAUUGGAGACAUCAACAUUGGUUGUCCAGUCUUGUUAGAUAUGAAAGGCAAAGUUAAAUGGGAAGCAUGGAACCUCAAAAAAGGGUUGUCGAAAGAAGAUGCCAUGAGUGCCUACAUUUCUAAGGCAAAAGAGCUGAUAGAAAAAUAUGGAAUUUAGAAUUCAGCAGAUGAGAAAGUUCUCCUUUUGAAGCCUCCAUCAUGUUACUAUGAUCUAACACUUAGGGGAGCAGUGCACCAAAACACUUUCAGUAUCAUGAAUCUUUCUGCUACUCAUCUAAAUUGUAAUCAUGAAUUAAAGACAUGCCAUAUUUAAUGAAUAAAUUUUAAAAUUUUAAAGACUACAUAUUUAAUGAAUAAAUUUUAAAAUGUAAAAAAAAUUGAAUGAAAUGGCUGCAAUUAUCCAACUUUCACUUUAAGGUAAAUACUAUAUCAAAUACAACAGUAAAUAAGCCAAAAUGUUUAAUAAACUUGAGAGUUCACCUAGAGUUCUUCAGAAAAACAAAGUUAUGACAACUAUCAGUCACUUUUUUCUAUACAUUUUUACAUCUAAGAGAACUCAGAGAGAAAAAAACUAUGCAAUAUAGUAUCUGGUGAUUGAAUCUCUUUGUUUACCUUUAUCAAUAAAUUUUUACCUGUGAAAA
This is a messenger RNA of Erinaceus europaeus (western European hedgehog), 882 nucleotides long. RefSeq names its product acyl-CoA binding domain containing 7 (gene ACBD7). Gene Ontology annotation, molecular function: fatty-acyl-CoA binding. The record is from RefSeq and is a predicted model, not a curated record. The transcript has 4 exons. Gene Ontology annotation, biological process: fatty acid metabolic process. Lineage: Eukaryota; Metazoa; Chordata; Mammalia; Eulipotyphla; Erinaceidae. The coding region runs from base 132 to 398 and encodes 88 amino acids.